This is a messenger RNA of Prunus persica (peach), 1186 nucleotides long. RefSeq lists its product as uncharacterized. The coding region runs from base 17 to 1018 and encodes 333 amino acids. NCBI's taxonomy places the organism in Eukaryota, Viridiplantae, Streptophyta, Magnoliopsida, Rosales, Rosaceae. The transcript is spliced from 2 exons. The record is from RefSeq and is a predicted model, not a curated record.
CUACUUGUGUGGAGCCAUGGAGCCUAUUGGUGAUGACCAAGUUGAGCAAUCUUCAAGCAGGAAGGAGAACAAUGUGGAGGAAGCAAAUCAUCUCUUGGAAGAGUGUUGGUUUUUUGACAACUUGCUCAACAGGAAGCAGAAGAUGUUGAGGUGUUAUUCUGAUCCUCAAUGCAAUUCAUCAAACUUUGGUCAAGAAAUGUCAGUGAAGAGUUCACAUGACCAAAAGUCCUUGUUGACAACAAGUAAGGCCACACAAGGCAAUGGCUUUGCUGGUCCUAAUUUGGUUAGAACACCAUCUUUGCCUCUUCAUAUAGGGAGGAGGCAAGAGGAAGAAGUUCAAGUAAAGCAAAGUGGUAGUAAUAAGAGUUCGAGCAAAUUGACAAGGCAAACAUCACAUCAGAAAAUGCUGCAGACACCAACCAAAUCACCAGCUUGUAUAGGCAGGACAGAAGGAGUUCAAGAUAAGGAAAGCGAUAACAGAAGAAGCAAAAUGAAUGGGCAGCCAGUGCGCCAGAAUUUGCUCAGGACACCCUCCUUGCCACCAUGUAUAGGAAGGGAAGAGAGCAACCAAGAAAGUCUUCCUCAGAGACAUAAGGGGCUCAUGACACAAACUUCUAGCAUUCCAAGAUAUAGACCACCAAAAAACACAGAAGGGGAAAGCAAUGCUAGUACAGAUGGGUGCAAGGAAAUGAGACGCAGAAGCCUUAACCAGUUAACCACGAGAAAGAGCCUAAGUGAUCUUGAGAUUGAAGAGCUGCAAGGGUUCAAGGACCUGGGAUUCACAUUUGACAAGAAAGAACUGAGCCCCAGUGUGGUUAACAUACUUCCUGGUUUGCAAGAAAAGAAGAGAACAGAGGAUUUGAACCCAGAAAAGGUUAGGAGGCCUUAUCUUUCUGAAGCAUGGCUGGUGCAAAGCUGUGCUCCUCCACCUCCAAACUUGGGUGCAAGUAGGUCUGCUGAAGACAUGAAGGCACAGAUCAAGUUCUGGGCUAGAGCUGUGGCUUCUAAUGUGCGCUAGGAUUAAUGUGUGUGCCUAAAGAAAAUAACAUAUAACAUCAUGGGAAUUUUUGUGAUUUGUAACUUGAAUAACAUACCAAUUGUGUAGUCUGAUUAUAUUGAAACUGUAACAUCCAAUCCAUUCAAAAACCAACUUAAUCCAAUCAUAUUUUUUGUUAGAAGAUUUUAA